This is a messenger RNA of Dipodomys ordii (Ord's kangaroo rat), 1961 nucleotides long. RefSeq names its product ran-binding protein 17. The record is from RefSeq and is a predicted model, not a curated record. Lineage: Eukaryota; Metazoa; Chordata; Mammalia; Rodentia; Heteromyidae. Gene Ontology annotation, molecular function: nuclear export signal receptor activity. Gene Ontology annotation, biological process: protein export from nucleus. Gene Ontology annotation, cellular component: cytoplasm; nuclear pore. Bases 60 to 1604 code for a protein of 514 amino acids. The transcript is spliced from 15 exons.
GGAGUGAUGUAUCCAGAGGUCCAGAGAAGGCUUGGAAAAUAGUUAAGGUAUAUGCCCGUAUGUCAGAAGUCUUAGGAAUAACCGAUGACAACCACGUUUUAGAAACAUUUAUGACGAAAAUUGUUACAAAUCUUAAAUACUGGGGAAGAUGUGAGCCUGUAAUUUCCAGGACUCUUCAGUUCCUAAAUGACCUUUCUGUUGGCUAUAUUCUUUUAAAAAAACUUGUAAAGAUGGAUGCUGUGAAAUUCAUGCUAAAAAACCACACGAGUGAACACUUCCCCUUUCUUGGUAUCAGUGACAGUUACAGUCUCAGUGACCUCAGGUGCCGAACAACCUUCUACACAGCCCUCACCCGUCUUCUGAUGGUAGAUCUAGGUGAAGAUGAGGAUGAAUUUGAGAAUUUUAUGCUGCCUCUUACAGUCUCUUUUGAAACAGUGUUACAAAUAUUCAACAACAACUUUAAACAGGAAGAUGUGAAGCGUAUGUUGAUCGGGCUGGCAAGAGAUCUUCGAGGGAUUGCCUUUGCACUAAACACAAAGACCAGCUACACCAUGCUGUUUGACUGGAUAUACCCCACAUAUCUUCCAGUUCUCCAGAGAGCUGUUGAACAGUGGUAUGGAGAACCAGCAUGUACAACACCCAUCUUGAAACUUAUGGCAGAACUGAUGCAGAACAGAUCCCAGCGUUUGAAUUUUGAUGUAUCAUCUCCCAAUGGAAUUCUUCUCUUCAGAGAAGCAAGUAAAAUGAUUUGCACUUAUGGUAACCGGAUCCUGUCCCUGGGGAGCCUCUCAAAAGAUCAGAUUUAUCCAAUGAAGCUCAAGGGCAUCUCCAUCUGCUACGCAGCUCUCAAAUCUGCCUUGUGUGGAAAUUAUGUCAGCUUUGGCGUCUUCAAGCUGUAUGGGGACAACCAUUUUGACAACGUACUUCAGGCCUUUGUCAAGAUGCUGCUGUCGGUGUCCCACAGUGACUUACUGCAAUAUCGGAAGCUGAGCCAGUCUUACUAUCCGCUCCUGGAGUGUCUAACCCAAGACCACAUGGGCUUCAUCACCAACUUGGAGGCUCCCGUGCUCCUGUACGUCCUCACAUCUAUCUCCGAGGGACUCACGACUCUUGAUACAGUUGUCUCCUCCAGCUGCUGUACCAGUUUAGACUACAUCGUCACUUACCUCUUCAAGCACAUUGCCAAAGAAGGCAAGAAGACACUUCGAUGCCGAGAGGCUGUUCAAGCUGGUCAGAGACUAUUACACUUUAUGCAGCAAAACCCAGAUGUUCUUCAGCAGAUGAUGUCGGUCCUCAUGAACACCAUUGUCUUUGAAGACUGUCGGAACCAAUGGUCAGUGUCCCGGCCCCUCCUGGGGCUGGUCCUGCUCAACGAGAAGUACUUCGGAGAACUCAGAGCAAGUCUGAUAAGCAGCCAGCCUCCCCCCAAGCAGGGGGUGCUUGCCCAGUGCUUCAGGAACUUGAUGGACGGCGUGGAGCAGAACCUGUCUGUCAAGAAUAGAGACCGGUUCACCCAGAACCUGUCCGUCUUCAGAAGAGACGUGGCGGAGGCCCUGCGCAGCGAUGGACACACAGAGCCGUGCAGCCUGGACAUGAUGAGCUGACCGGCGCCGGGCCGGGCCCCACGCAGAGACCCGCACGUGUGGGUCCCAGGACCCGGGUGCUGGCUAACAGGGGAAUCUAUUUUUCAAGACAGACAAAAGCCCUACCUUUUGAUAAGUCCGGCCUAAUUAUAAGAAUUUGUAAUAGUGCACAAGCAAUGUCAGUUCCGUCUUUGUCUGGAAGGUGAGAACGUGUUUUCAGUUCUCCCCUCAAGGCCGUGGUCUUGGUUCUCAUAAAAGGUGUGGAAGUGUAUUUAACCAAAGAGCAGCAGAGCCAGGCUUGCGCCUGGCGCGCACUGGCCUGAGGGUCCUCGUCAGCCCUGGGGACCCGCUGGGUCCUGAUGGCCACGGACGCACUGG